This is a messenger RNA of Aspergillus heteromorphus CBS 117.55, 747 nucleotides long. RefSeq lists its product as uncharacterized. Lineage: Eukaryota; Fungi; Ascomycota; Eurotiomycetes; Eurotiales; Aspergillaceae. The record is from RefSeq and is a predicted model, not a curated record. The transcript has a single exon. The annotation marks the transcript as partial.
CAAACCACUCCUUCGACCGUACAAUUCCUUGACCACCUGAUCUCACGCCUUGAUACCGCAAGCCAUGGCCACCUGUCCGGAGGCUAUCAACUACCAGCGGAACGCCGCCUUCCCUUCCCUGCUCUGAAUCCAUCCCAAAUCCCAGAAGUCAAGUCACUGAUGCUGACUCUCCACUGCAUCUUUCCCAAUGAACUCCUCCUUGCAUUGGAUAUCCUGGACCGAAACCUCGUGAAGCGUUUCGUGCGUGGUGACAACCCGCCGGGCCAUCCCGCCGACGCUCAUGUCACCACUCCCCCAACAACAGAAGAUGUCUUUCUGGUGCUUUCAGCCUCUACCAAUAGCGGCAUCACCACCCCGUCAGCACCCUCGAAGCCCAGACCUUCUGAACUAGACCAGAAAGGCUACGAAGUGCGCCUGCUUGCCUGGAACUGCACCUGUCCCACGUUCACGCUGGCCGGUUUCCGCAACCUCCUUGGCCCAGAAGUGGACGAGAACGAGGGUUCUUCUCUCUUACGCCCCGACUUGAACGAACCCCCCCGUAGACCAGUCGCCUUGCAGAGUCACUAUUCGUUUGGCGGAACCUUGACACGGGGAUUGACCAAGUCGUCGCCACCUGCCGUUUGUAAACACCUUCUUGCCUGUCUGCUGAAGGUGCGCUGCCCGGGCCUUUUUGGUCAUCGUGAGAACGAUGCUGUUUCCGUCAGCGCCGCGGAACUAGCGGGCUGGUGUGCUGGCUGGGGUGGAUGA